Messenger RNA from Rotaria sp. Silwood2, 2232 nucleotides. Lineage: Eukaryota; Metazoa; Rotifera; Eurotatoria; Philodinida; Philodinidae. The record is from the annotation of a GenBank genome assembly.
AUGACAACAGUGAAAGAUCCUUCUUCUCAGAAACUCGCCGGUUGGGCUGUUAGUGGUGCUGAAGAUAAUCAAAAUUCAAAAGUUCUAUAUCUGACGGAUGGUUUGCUCAAAGAGCGUUUACUUUACGAUGAAAACGUUAUCACAAAAGAUACACAAUUAAACAGAUCAAUCGUUUUUUUCAUCGAUGAAGUGCAUGAACGUUCGGUAAAUAUUGACCAUUGUUUAGCAUUAUUAGCACGCUUAUUAACGUUGAACUCGGAUUUAAAAUCAAAAAUAAAAUUAAUUAUUUCGUCUGCUACUUUGGAUGCAUCUGUCCCAAAGCUUUUUCGUCAAAUACCGCAAAUAAGAUUUGCGAAAUUUGAAAUGCCACAAAUGGGUACACUACAUCAUGUUACCAAAUGUGCUCGUCCAAAUGCAAAUAUAUUGAAUAUUGUACAAGAGUUGUAUCAAGAACGUAAACGAUACGAUCAAAUUCUCUGUUUUGUUAGUUCAGUCAAGGAAGUUAACGAAUGCUGUAGUUUAUUGAAAAAAAUCACUGGUGGAGCCAUUACCGCUUAUCCACUUGUUCAAUCACAACAAGCAUCUGUUCAACAAGAAUAUAUUGAUACGGGAAGUGUAUUUUUUUCGACAACAGUCGCUGAAACUUCACUAACGUUUCCUCAAUUAAAGUAUGUCAUCGACACUGGUAUGAUUAAUGUGCCAGUCUAUGAUCCGAAAUCGAAGCGAACAGUAUUAAAAGCUGAACGUGCAGCAGAAUCAACAAUAAAACAACGCCUAGGGCGAUUGGGUAGAACACAGCCAGGUACAUAUAUUUCAUUGUAUGAUUUCAAAGUCGUAGAUAAGCAAUAUCCAACGCCGCAAAUAUGUCAAUCGGAUUUGAUGAAUAUCGAAUUUUCGCUGCGAAAAUCACCAUUGCGUAAAGGGUUGGAUUAUAUGAAAGAUUUCUUACCGGAUAAACCAUCGAAAGACAUUAUUGAUCAUACGGUUCAGCAGCUUCGUGAUUUACAAAAAGCUCCAAGCGAAGCACUAACAAAUCAUGGUAUAGCACUUGCGAAAUUGCCAGAUUUCGGUUCAUUGGCGAUGUCCAAAUGCGUCUUAGCUGCACUGAAAGAUUAUCAUUGUGGACGUGAUUUGAUCUCUCUUUCAUCUAUUCUAAGUGUUUUGAAUACAACUGUAGUGUUGAAAAGUAUACCGCAAGAUUUCAAAAGUCCAGAUGGUGAUUUUAUGACAUUAUUAAAUGUAAUGGAUCAAAUAUUGCUUGUUAAGCAAUCUGUACCAACGAAAGAUUUUCGUUUGGAAGCCGUUUGUCAAGCGAAAGGUUUGACCGGUAUCCAACAUAUCUUAAAACAAGCAUUGAGACGUCAAACAAAUUUAGAAAAAUCAUUUAAUUUAUCCGUGGAUUAUCGUACAAAAGCACAAAUUAAAUCAAACAAUUGGGAAUUGAUUGCUAAAUCAUUAUUAACUGGAUAUUCGGGCAAUGUAUUUGCAUCAAUGAAGGAGCUACAAGAUAGAUCUCAUCUUUAUGUGCGAUACAAUAAUUCAGCAGACAAUGAUAUUGCCGAAUUGGAUUCACAGUCCGUUCUAGCUCGAACAACAAACAAAGAUCCUCCGUCCUUGGUUUUAGUUCGAGAUAUUCGAUAUUCGACAUCAGUUCGUUCAAAAGCUUUACUUUCAUUUGUUGGUGAGAUUAAACCUGAAUGGGUCGAGUAUGGAAUUACGCGUCAAUUAAAACUAACUACUGAAGAAGAAACACGGUUAAACAGUAACAAUAUAUUUAAAAAUGCUCUAGCGAAAUUCUCCCAUCGAAUUAAUAUGCUUUUGAAUAAUACAGCCAAGGCUGCUGUCCUAUCGGGUCCAGCAGGCACUGUUUUCACCUCUGAGUUACAUCUUCGACAAAACAUGGUAGAAGAAUUUCAAUUUCAAUUGGAAAAUAAAAAUCCACCCAAUACAGCGAAUCAUACGAAUCUAGCCCGAAAUUUGGAAAGUGUGAUGAAAAUGCCGCAGAUAUUUAGACCAAUGCAAUGGCGUUGGCAAAAUCAAAAACAAGUAACGAUAACAGUUAACUGUAAUACAUCAACGAGUACUUGUGAUAUAACAGUGAACGGAAGAAAUUCAGAAUAUCAAAAUGUGAAAAAAGAAUUCGAUUCGUUUUUAAAAUGGUUACAAGAUUGUGCUGUCAUUCGACAUCCGAAUUCAGGUAAGCAAACGAUUUUUAAAAAACCAGAGAAAUAA